AUGGGUUAAAUUUGCAAAUCUGUUUAAUUAGAUCAGCAUCUUAAUGCAAUUGAAACUAUUCAAAGUUCGAUACCAAAUGAUGAAGGGGAGUUUUGUAAACCUGAAAAUUUCUAUAAAUUUAAUAAAUUUAUCGAAGAAAGACAUAGAAAUUCUAAUUCAACAAUUGAUCCUCUAAUCAAUGGAAAUAUUAAUGAUAAUUUGAUUAAUAAAGAGAAUGAAUCAUUUAUAGUUGAAGAGUAAGUUAAAUUAAUAGAAAAAGAAGAGUAUCAAAAUCAAAUUCCUAGAAAUUAGAAGUCUUGUAUUAAGAGUAAAAAUAAAGAUUUGAAAUAAAAUUUAAAAAACAAAAAAAAAGUAUCGUUUAAUGACUUUGAGUUUUUUAAUUUUUCUGUUAAUCCAAAAUUGAGCUCUUCAUCUUUAGAAAUAAUAUGA
Molecule: messenger RNA, 429 nt
Organism: Paramecium sonneborni
Lineage: Eukaryota; Ciliophora; Oligohymenophorea; Peniculida; Parameciidae
Source: the annotation of a GenBank genome assembly